AUGGAGAAACAAAAGCGUAUGACGCGUGAAUUCAAGUUGCAACAAUUGCGUAAAGAGAGUGAAACGGCCGGACCGAAAGACACGACGUCAUGUGUAGCUACUGGCACUACAUUAAUGGGAAACGUAAUGACAAAGAUGGCAACUAAUCUCUCGACACUCUCGGAAGAGAAGUAUUUGUUUUCUACUGGUGUUUCCAUGAAGAAGAAGAUGAAGGAGAAAUUUGGUUAUGUGUUUACGUCAAUGCGUGAGCCACUUGGAUAUCGUACAUACAAGGCAACAGAGACAGAGUUACAGAGUGAUUUAAAACUUGUGUAUGAAACAAUGCAAUCGACUGAUACAAUUGAGCUAAGUGGACUCUUAUGGUCAAAAGCUAUUCUUCUUCGGUGUAUUCUCAACUGGCAACAAAAUGGAUCGAUUCGGGCUAUGGAGUCUGGUACGACAUUACAAAUGAACUUACCUUUGAAGAUUGGAUCGUGGUUAUUUAUGACAAUGUCUACUCAUAGCGAUAGCCACGUGGUUGCAGGCUGUUAUAGCAAUUUGUUUCUCGUCCAGAGCUCGACUGUGAAAUCAUUUAUCCCAACAUUAAGCUCAGGACUUCCUGUGGCGUGCUUCUCCCAUCCGAUCGAAGAUUAUCGCUCAGCGUUUGGUACCCAGGCCCCUUCGAUCGAAAUGGAAUGGAAGCCAUCCAUUUACGACUUUCUCAAUGCCUUUCGUGCCUAUGGCUUUCAGGACAGCAAACGAUCAAUGAGUGUGAAAAGCAAGAUUUCAGUGACACCACCGUCGACAAAGAAAUCUCGCGUGCUGCCGUUUCCGACGCUUAACAUGCACUAUGUGCUGAUGUAUUUGGUGCUUUGUUUGCGUACAAGGACGCUGACGUUGGAGGGCUACGAUGCGUUCAGUUUUACCAUGUUCUUCUUGCGGAUGCAGUUUGAGAACAACAUACAUGCUAGUAUUGUAGACAUGGCUACCAUCUGUAUUGAAGAGCUUCUAGAUGUGUUUCCACGCGCGGAAUGGCGAAGGGAAUGGGCGCCGCAGCUUGUUCUACGGAUUGCUGGGGCAAGUGAAGGCUUAUUUGAUUCGGCAGCGGGCUGGCUUGCCGUUGCCCGUCGACUUCCGCGCACGCUGCGUGGCACACAACUCACAACAGGACUAGCAAUCUAUGUCUUGCAACACCGCAUCGACAAAAAAACAAAAGAAGGGGCUAUUUCUGAGAGGCCUUUGAAGUUUCCAAUCCAGAGCGGCCUUGUCGUGGACAUUGUCGCUGGCAUUGUGGAAGACUUGACAUUCAAGUAUGCGAAGACACGCAAAACAGGCAAGGCAUCAAAAACUACACCGCCGUUUGAUCUAUUGUGUAAAAAGGUGGCGUUGAUGGACCUAGCACUGCAAGCGUUCCUUAACAUUCUCACUCCGAAAGAGAUGCAAAUUAUGCUUAGCAAACUGGACCAGCUGGCUGACACACAUAAAUCGACUAUGUCAGCAAAAUGGCAUGAGCUUAAGACACUUGUACGACUCAUGCACCGCAAGUACUCGCCUGAAAAUUUAUGCAUUGGCCGAAAAAAGAAACGUGCAUUUUUGUCUGCAAAAACUGUGCUGUUUUGUGACGAUGAUGACGAGGCGCACCGUGAAGAAACGCGAGGUUAA
Molecule: messenger RNA, 1641 nt
Organism: Peronospora belbahrii
Lineage: Eukaryota; Oomycota; Peronosporomycetes; Peronosporales; Peronosporaceae
Source: the annotation of a GenBank genome assembly